UUUGUUUUUUUCUUUUAUGCAUUAUACCACCAUGUUGGCUGCGCAUUUAAUUGCCUUUUACCUUUCCAAACCUCAGGAGAGCCCCAUAAGUAAGGUGGAUGGGUUUCUUCGGGCUAUGUGUCUGCGAGAAGAUCAAUUACAGAUUAUCUCAGUACUGUUUGAGGCUGAAAUGAAAAAAGGGCUUUCAUCAAAAAGCAGAGCUGUAGCUGCAGUGAAGAUGCUCCCAACGCAUGUGUGUGCCUCUCCCAAUAGAUCAGAGAAUGGACAGUUUUUGGCCUUGGAUUUAGGUGAAUCAUAUUUUAAAGUGCAACAGAUUAAAAUUAGAGAUGCAGUCGACUGUAGACAUAAAGAGGUGAAAAUACAAGAGAAAAUAGUUCCAAUUUCAAAACAGCUUCUAAAUGGCAGAGCAGAUGAGUUAUUUAACUUUGUUUCAAGAUCCUUAAAACAAUUUAUGUAUGAGAAAAACAUAAGUUUUGUGAGGAAACAUCCUCUGGCCUUCACAUUCUCUUUUCCUUGCGAACAACCCACCUUAAACGAGGGAUUCUUAGUAAACUGGACUAAAAAUGUCAGGACUCCAGGCCUUCAAGGAAAAGAUGUUGCUCUUGCUCUGAAAGCUGCAAUAGAAAGAACAGGGGGUAUGGAUAUAGACAUUGUUGCACUGGUGAAUGAUUCUGUUGCAACUAUGAUGACAUGUAGAUUUGAUGAUCCCCAGUGUGAUGUUGGACUCAUAAUUGGAUCAGGCACAAAUGCAUCUUACAUGGAGGAGCUGCGUCACAUUGAUUUAGUGGAAGGAGACGAGGGCCGGAUGUGCAUUAACACUGAGUGGGGAGCAUUUGGAGAUGAUGGAGUUUUGGACAACUAUAUAACUGAUUUUGACAGAGAGAUUGAUGCAGCAUCCACCAAUCCUGGAAAACAAAGCUUUGAAAAGAUGGUUAGCAGUUUAUACCUGGGGGAGCUGGUGAGACUGGCUGUAUUAAAAAUGGCCAAACAGGGACUUCUGUUUCAAGGAUCUGUGUCAAAUGCUCUGAAAACCAAAGGGCAGAUCACCACAACACAUGUAGCUGCCAUAGAGGAUGUUCAAAGAGGGCUUCAAAACACUAGAGAUAUCCUCAUGGGCCUGGGCUUAACACCCUCUGAUGAAGAUUGCAUAGCUGUUCAGCAUGUCAGCACUAUAGUAACCAACAGGUCCUCCAGUCUAGUGGCUGCAUGUCUGGUGGCUAUCUUGGUUCGGAUCAAACAAAACAGAAGAUCGACUCACAUUACUGUAGGUGUGGAUGGUGAACUGUACAGAAGGCAUCCACAAUACUCCAAACGUCUCCAGGGGGCAGUACAGAGGUUGAUGCCUGAGUUAUGUGUCAAGUUUGUGACCUCUCCUUGUGGCACUGGCACAGGGGCUGCUCUGAUCACAGUGGGAGCUGAGCAAGCUGCAUGGAAAAGGCAACAGGUUGAUGAAACGGUUCGUCUAUUUAAACUAAGCCAAGAGCAGCUUUUAUUGGUAAAGUCCAACAUGAGGGCGGUGCUUGAAUCUGAAAUGAAUAUGUUGCCCUCAUUUGUUUAUCAUUUAUCAAAUGGUACAGAGUCAGGUCAGUAUCUUGGUUUGGAGCUGGAGGAAACACGUGUCAGGGCUGUGCUGUUGAACAUCAGAAAUGGUCAGCCUCUACACCACACAAACCUUCACCACAAGAUCUAUGAAGUUCCCCUGCAGCGACUGCACACAGGUGCAGAGGAGUAUUUUGACCAUGUAGCUCAAUGUAUUUCUGACUUUCUGGAUUUUGUUGGAAAGAAAAACACUUGUCUCCCAGCAGCCCUCACGGUCUCAUUUCCUUGUGAGCAAACAGCAACUGACAAGGGCACUGUGUUGAACUGGUCCAGAUGUGUUAAGGCCACGGACUGUGAGAGGCAGGACGUUGUCACCAUGCUGAGAGAGGCCAUAGACAGACACGGUACUUUUGACUUGGACAUAGUGGCAGUUGUGAAUGACACUGUGGGGACCAUGAUAUCCUGUGCUUAUGAUGAUCCUCAGUGUGAAGUUGGACUGAUUGUUGGAACUGGGGUCAAUAUUUGUUACAUGGAGGAGUUGAAGAACAUUAAAAAUGCAUUUAGAAAGGAAGUCUUCACAGAAAAUAAAGAGAGUGAUAUAAGGUGUGCAGAAGAAACAGGAGAGGCAAGUAAGCAGAGGAUGUGUAUAAACACAGAGUGUGGACGACUUGGGGAAAAUGGCUCCCUUAAUGACAUUAUAACACCUUAUGACAUUCAGGUGGAUUUAGACUCACUACACCCUGGAAAACAACGCUCUUAUUUGUGUUUCAGAUUUGAGAAGUUGACCGGCGGGUUAUACUUGGGGGAGGUUGUUCGUCAGGUUCUGCUGGAUUUGACAAGGAGGGGUCUUCUCUUCAAAGGUCAUGAGAAUAUUGCUUUGCAAACACCUGGGUUGUUCCACAUUAGCUGUCUGUCGCAAAUAGAGAGUGGCCGUGUUGGAUUGUUACAGGUCAGGUCUAUUCUCCAGCAGCUGGGAAUCGAAAGCAGUUGUGAUGACAGUGUUCUUUUUAAAGAGGUGUGUUGUGCUGUGACAUGUCGCGCAGCUCAGCUCUGUGGAGCGGCGCUCGCUGCUGUAGUUGAUAAGAUGAGAGAGAAUCGAACAAGGGACAGUUUAAACAUUACUGUGGCAGCACAUGGAGAACUUUACAAAAUACAUCCUCAAUUCUCUAGAAUCCUCAAAGAGACAGUGAAAAGGCUCGCUCCUCAGUGCGCAGUGACCUUUAUGACCUCAGAAGAAGAAACUGGGAAAGGAGCUGCUCUCAUUGCAGCAACAGCAAGACAGAAAUUUAGAAGAAACCUGAGCACAAUCUUCAAAUCAUCACUGCGGAACGUGAAAUGGAUUCAGAUGAGGACAUGGAUGUCUUCUCAGAAAAGAGACAACAUUCUCACACUGCUACAAGAUUUUGUUUACAUCAUCCUCAAUUUGAGACAGAAAAGUUUGCGUGCGUCUGUGUAUGAGUACGUAACCAGGAUGAUCGCUGCCCAGCUACUAGCUUAUUACUUCACUGAACUCAAGGAUGACCAGGUUAAAAGGAUUGACAAGUACCUGUACUCCAUGCGCUUCUCUGAUGAGACGCUGUUGGACAUCACACAGAGGUUUCGCAGGGAGCUGGUCAAAGGACUAGGACGGGACACUAAUCCCACGGCUGCCCUGAAGAUGCUGCCAACAUUUGUGCACUCAAUCCCAGAUGGAUCAGAAAAGGGAGAUUUCAUUGCAUUGGAUUUGGGCGGAAGUAACUUCAGGAUCCUCCGUGUAAAAGUGAGCCACGAAAAGAAACAGACUGUUCAAAUGGAGAGUGAAGUCUAUGACACACCUGAAGAUAUUAUUCACGGGACAGGACAAAGGCUGUUUGACCAUGUGGCAGAGUGUCUCGGUGACUUUAUGGAGAAACACAAGAUCAAAGACAAGAAGCUGCCCGUCGGAUUCACAUUCUCCUUCCCCUGCCAACAAACUAAACUAGAUGAGGGGUAUCUUCUAACUUGGACAAAGCGCUUCAAAGCCAGUGGUGUAGAGGGAAUGGAUGUUGUUCAGUUGUUAAAUAAAGCUAUUAAAAAACGUGGGGACUAUAACGCAGACAUUAUGGCAGUAGUAAAUGAUACUGUGGGAACGAUGAUGACGUGCGGAUUUGAUGACCAACGCUGCGAAGUUGGAAUUAUUAUUGGUACAGGCACUAAUGCGUGUUACAUGGAGGAGCUGCGUCACAUUGAGCUGGUGGAGGGGGACGAGGGCCGGAUGUGUGUGAACACCGAGUGGGGAGCUUUUGGAGACGACGGCCGACUGGAGGACAUCAGGACCGAGUUUGACAGAGAGAUAGAUAGAGGCUCGCUGAACCCCGGCAAACAACUAUUUGAAAAGAUGGUCAGCGGCAUGUACAUGGGGGAGUUGGUUCGUCUCAUUCUGGUGAAGAUGGCUCGAGAAGGUCUGCUGUUUGAAGGCAGGAUCACACCAGAGCUGCUCACCAAAGGCAAAAUAGAGACCAAGCAUAUCUCAGCAAUGGAAAAGAACAAGGAGGGACUGUGCCGGACCAAAGAGAUUUUAGUCAAACUUGGUGUUGAGCCUUCAGCAGAUGACUGUAUAGCUGUGCAGCAUGAAGAUGGGAUUGACGGUGGGAUUGAGGAGAUCGUCAAAGUAUUCCUUCCACCUUCCAACAACAUCCAAGUCGAGGUCAACAGCUCUCCACCCGUACUGUAA
Molecule: messenger RNA, 4231 nt
Organism: Periophthalmus magnuspinnatus
Lineage: Eukaryota; Metazoa; Chordata; Actinopteri; Gobiiformes; Gobiidae
Product: hexokinase-1-like
Exons: 33
Coding region: 17-4231 (1404 amino acids)
Biological process (GO): intracellular glucose homeostasis; glucose 6-phosphate metabolic process; glycolytic process
Cellular component (GO): cytosol; mitochondrion
Molecular function (GO): ATP binding; D-glucose binding; mannokinase activity
Source: RefSeq, a predicted model, not a curated record